UGGCUCAACCACGUGUCAGUCAACGUCGGGGCGUAACUGAGCGAACGAGUCUACGCAAGGGACGUAGCGUCCGCGAUUUUUGUGAAUUACUUAAGCGGGCUUCUUUCUCACAAGUGCAUCUAAGCUGGAAAAGAAAUGUUUUAUUCCGUGUACUACGUUUAACUAGCGGGCAGGAACGGUGUUAAUAUUCGUUCGUGUAGUGGCGCAAGAUGACAAUGGAGCUUUCCUAUCAGACUAUUAAAACAGCCAACCAGGCGAGAGAAGCGGAUGAAAUGAAAGCUGAAGCUAGAAGGAAGAAUCUUUUAAUUCUGGUUCUUCAUUACUUGUCUGAGGAAGGAUAUUUAGAUGCUGCAAAUGCAUUAGAACAAGAGACGAAUCUGGACCUACGUCGGUAUGAAGUGUGCGACAACAUUGACUUGGAGACCGUCCUUAUGGAAUAUGAGAGCUACUAUUACGUAAAGUUCCAGAAAUACCCAAAGCUCACAAAAAAGUGUGCAGAGACAGGAGGAAAUAAACACCCAAGGAGUGGAGGAAAAUGUAAAAGGACACCCAGUUCUUCAGCCCACAACCUUCCUAGAAUUAGUCAAUCCAGUACGGCACAGCGACCUUCCUCUAAAGCACUGGGUAAAAAAACAGAACCAAAAGCAAUGGCGAAAGACAGUUCAAAGAUAGACAGUGGUCUCUCAAAACCUCCUGAAACUGGAGAUUUCGGUUUAAAUGUGUCUCCUAUCAACAAAAAUGGAGGGGGGAAUGGCACACAUAUGAAAAAGGGACAGAUCAUUGACUUUCGCCAACUGAUUCAAGAUGCAAUCAAAGGAGCUUCCAAUGAAAUAUCCAUAAAUAGCCUGAAUUAUAACCAGGAUCCCUCUGAACGCCUUGUUAAACCACUAAGUGCCUUUAUUGGAAUGAACAGUGAAAUGAGGGAGCUGGCCGCAGUAAUAAGCAGGGAUAUAUAUUUGCACAAUCCUAAUGUAAGAUGGGAUGAUAUUAUUGGACUUGAUGCAGCCAAGCGACUGGUCAAAGAAGCCGUAGUAUACCCCAUAAAGUAUCCCCAGCUAUUUACAGGAAUUCUUUCUCCAUGGAAAGGCCUUUUGCUCUAUGGACCCCCAGGCACUGGGAAAACGCUUCUUGCCAAGGCUGUUGCCACUGAAUGCAAUACGACGUUUUUCAACAUCUCGGCAUCCAGCAUUGUCAGCAAAUGGAGAGGGGACUCAGAAAAGCUGGUUCGAGUUCUGUUUGAGCUGGCAAGGUAUCACGCUCCUUCUACAAUCUUUUUGGACGAGUUGGAGUCGGUAAUGAGCCAGAGGGGUACCGGUCCAGGAGGGGAGCAUGAGGGAAGCCUUCGAAUGAAGACAGAGCUGCUCAUACAGAUGGAUGGACUGGCACGUUCCGAUGAUCUCGUCUUUGUCUUAGCUGCUUCCAAUCUGCCAUGGGAACUUGAUCAUGCAAUGCUCCGGAGACUGGAAAAAAGGAUCUUGGUGAACCUCCCUAGCAAAGAAGCAAGAGAAGCUAUGAUCAAACACUGGCUGCCACCAGUAAGCAACUCUGGGGGUGUGGAGCUGCACACGGACCUGCGAUAUUCUCUGCUCGGUCAGGAGACUGAAGGCUAUUCAGGCUCUGAUAUUAGGUUGGUCUGUAAAGAAGCUGCAAUGAGACCAGUCCGAAAAAUCUUUGAUGCUCUAGAGAGUGAUCAGGGAGGCAAAACACUGCCAGGUAUCAAACUCGACACGGUGACGACCCGCGAUUUCCUGGAUGUGAUUGCGCACACAAAACCAUCUGCUAAAAGUUUAACUGACAAGUACACCGCGUGGCAGGAGGAAUAUGAAUCUGUUUAGCCUUCUGUUCACGCAAUAUGAACUUCUGGAGGAAAGGACACGUCACAUUCACCUCCGAGAAGAACCGGAAACUGCACCUGUCUGGCUGCACUUUAUUUUCCAGAUAUGGACUGAUUUUCAGGCCAGUUUUUCAUUUUAGAUAACCAAUUAUGUUCUAGACAAGUUCAGAAGGAUCACGUCUUUUAGAAAGUUUUCGUGCCCUAAGCACAGACAAAUCAUGCCUGCUGCCCACUACUUAAACCCAUGUACGAGAGUAAGUCAAAAACAUCAAAAAUGACGCGGUGGCCACAACAGACAGACGUUGACGCAUUACAAUACGUUCGCGAUGGCCGCGGUUCACAAGCUGUAUGGCCCACCCAAACAAAAUUAACACAGAAUCACGGAUAAUUAUUGACAUAACCUUAUACAUUAAAGGAAGGUUAAACGUAAUGCAGUACUUUUUGUGCGAGUAUUGAAAUGUGUAACCUUGAUGUCAUUCCGUAGCAACUUGUUAAUUAUAAGGGGGCUGUUACCCUCGAGAAUGGUGGGACGUGCUGUAACACUGGGCUGUUACGCUUGACAAUGGUGGGAUGUGGUGUAACAUGGGGCUGUUACGCUUGACAAUGGUGGGACGUGGUGUAACAUGGGGCUUUUGUGCUCAAGAAUGGUGGGAUGUGGUGUAACAUGUGGCUGUUAGGCCCGAAAACGGUGAGACGUGGUGUAACAUGGGGUUGUUACACUUGGAAAUGGUGGGACGUGAAGUAACAUGGGCCUGUUAUGCUUGACAAUGGUGGGACGUGGUGUAACAUGGGGCAGU
This is a messenger RNA of Polypterus senegalus (gray bichir), 2631 nucleotides long. RefSeq names its product katanin p60 subunit A-like 2 (gene katnal2). Lineage: Eukaryota; Metazoa; Chordata; Cladistia; Polypteriformes; Polypteridae. Bases 210 to 1835 code for a protein of 541 amino acids. The record is from RefSeq and is a predicted model, not a curated record. Gene Ontology annotation, molecular function: ATP hydrolysis activity; ATP binding; protein binding. The transcript is spliced from 16 exons.